AUUAGCACUAGCACUGUACUACAACUCAAAAUCCAGUAUCAGCAAAUAAAUCUAUAGCUAGCUAGCUAGAAACAGUCCAAAGAAAUCAUAAUGGAAUGCCAUGGCGAUGAUCUGUGCACUCUCCAAGAGCUCAGUGACAGCAAUCUACUAUCGUGCUUAGAAAGUCGCUACAUGCGAGGAAUACAGCAUGCACACAUUGGUAGGAAUGUAUCUCUCUACCUGUCCCCAUCUACCCACACCAUCCCCGUGCAAGCCAACAGACUUGCUGCAAACAUUCUGCACGACCUGAAAAUGCAAGAAGACGAUCAGUGUCUGCUACUCUAUGGCUGCAAGGCUGCACACAAGACUGCUAUAUUCCAGAGUGUGGUUGCCUCUCUCCUCUCUCAAGCCAGCUCCAAACACACAGGCACACUAAUGGCUGCAGUUCAGUUGCUCUCUCUACUGACAAGCCAUGAGGGACUACCCGAGUGUGUGCUCACUACCUCUCUCUAUGUGGACCCUGCUACCAUGGAGACCACUGGAGGGCACUUCUCCUGUAUGCUACUGAACACCAAAACACUGAAUAAUUUCGAGGUGCUGGCACAUAAUGAAGUUGUGAGGGAAAAACUGGAGGAAUUGGGUAUGCCCCUGCCAUUAAGAGACAAUUACCUGGCGCUGAUGAGUGCAGUGAGGCUACUAUUGGAGGGAGGUGAAGCUAGCAGUUACCUAGGAGUGCAACUACACACUGAGUCAGGCACCAUCUUGGCACAACAGCUGUACACCUAUCUUGUGGCUUGGACAGUGAGCUGGUUGAACUCUGAACUUGCCCCACCCCCCACUGAGACCCCCCGUCGAGUGCUGUGUGUGAAUCAGCCUGGAAUGUGGACAGACAGUUACCGUAACACCCUCCCUGACUUGGUGGGCCGCUAUUGCUCAGAGGCACUGCACAACCUCUACUGUCAAAGGCUUUUCGUGUGGGAACAGGAGCAAUACGAAGAGGAAGGUGUGGAGUGGGAGACAGUCCCAGUGGAGUUCAACCAAACACUCAUGGAUACCUUUCACAAGACGGAUGGGUUACUGCAGAGUGUUGGUCUGGACUCCACUCAUGAGCUACUCACUGCGCUCUCCACCACUUGUGAUGGAAGUGGAGACACAUGCUACGAAACAGACUCUGAUACUUUUGUGGUGUCCCACUUUACUGGAGAGCAGAGUUAUGUGGUGACUGAAAAUUGGCCGAGAAUGAAUAAGCUACACUCAGUGUCACAUGACCUGACACGCCUCCUCCGCACCUCUACUAACAGUGUACUCCAAGAUAUCUCAAAGAUGAUGAUGGAGUCUAGUCCUGAUGUUAUUCUGCCUGACCACGCCCACUCUCUGACGAACCGAGCGAGAGACUGUAUGAGUAGAGUGUGCGAGGAGGUGACCUUUUGUCAACCACACUUUGUGCUCACUCUAUGUACUGGAGAAGAGGAGACAGAUAAAAAAUUUGACUCCUCCCACGUGCUGACUCAGCUCCAACACCUUCGUGUUCUGGACACAGCCCUCAUCCAAUCUUGUGGCUACCCCGUCCGAAUAUCACAUGACAAGUUCAUAGACUCGUACUCCCCCCUGCUCAUCUGUAAGAACUCCACCCACUCUCCCUCGGAGACUUGUCGAGCACUCAUCCAGGCCGCCCAGCUAGAGGACUAUCUAGUGGGCUCACAUCAGGUUUUGUUGAAGCCAUGGCAUCUUGGUCAGUUGCAAGUCGCCCUCUCUGUGAUCCACACCUCGGCUAGGAAACUACAGCAGGCGUUUAGACGCAGUUAUACUCGUCGGAAUUCAGACAGGCUGAGGAUGGAGAAGGCUCUCAGUAUGAUCCGGCAACCUGUUAUCUCUGAAGACUCUGAUGAAGACUCUGGCUGCUCCUCCCCUUCCUCAGUCACCUCCAUCCCUCCUGUGGAGAAUGAGCCUCCAUUAUUGACCCUCCCACCGAGCUCCCCAGCCUCGCAGUCACACCCCCCACUCCAUGCACGACCACACCUCUCUCCGCCACAGAUGUCACCGUCACGAGCCUCACCAGCCUCUCCAAAGUCCCCUGCUAAGAGCGGACAUGCAGGAGCUAAAAAGAGGAGCUGGGGGAAAGACGUGCGUACGUCAGGGCCUCAAGCAGCUGCCACGCCCUCUUCUCCUCUGCACAAACACCACUCCUCCUACACUUGGUACCAUGGUAUGAUUUCUCGACCAGCAGCUGAAAAAGCACUCGGAUCCGUCAAGUCCGAUUGUUUUCUGGUUCGAGAGUCACAAAAUCGUGAGGGGGAGCACUCACUGUCACUCACACACAACGGCAAAGUCAAGCACUACAGGAUAGACACAAAGCAAGGGGUAAAGACACGUUACGAGCUGUUUGGAGCCAAAAGAUCGUUUCUGAGACUGAGUGAACUGAUUGAUUACUACUCUGAGCAUUGUCUGUCAGCUGAUGGGGAGCUACUCACCACACCAUGUCCUAAUAAGGACUCCUCCUCUGAUGAUGAUUUCCCCCCUCCACUGCCCCCGCCGCGAAGGAACAACUUCUCAUCAAUCAAAAGACCUCAGCAAUCCAUAAAAAAAUUACACAAGAGACGUAAAUCAAUACAACGGUCAACAACAGUGGGGGAGGAUGAUCAACGAGGCUCCGCCCACCCCUUACUGGGAGCAACACGCCCCCACAGUGUAGACCUGUAUACGGCAGACAUAUCAGACGAGAGCAUAUCACUGUUGCAAAAGGAGCUGGAAAUUGAGGAGAGGAUUAUAGAGGCAGCGAGACGCCUGGCCGACAUUCCUUGUAGCAAGAGGGAGAAACAAAGAAGGAAACAAAGCUUGCAAGAUGCCCAUGGACGUCUCUUAAUGCUGCGUCAGCAAUAUCACACUCUUCAAGAGAGAAGACGUUUCAUAGAGAUGUCAAUGCAGAACAUUACAGAACCCCAUUCUCGGAGAGUAUCGAUGCCCCUACCACCUUUACCACACUGAUACCGUAGCUACAUGUACCUAGUGCUAUAGACAAACUGUGCAGUUUUAUUUUCAUUGAUGUGUGUUGAUGUGUGUUUCAAUGUUUAUUUUAUAAUCAUG
Molecule: messenger RNA, 3063 nt
Organism: Halichondria panicea
Lineage: Eukaryota; Metazoa; Porifera; Demospongiae; Suberitida; Halichondriidae
Exons: 17
Coding region: 91-2964 (957 amino acids)
Biological process (GO): actin filament organization; vesicle transport along actin filament
Cellular component (GO): myosin complex; vesicle; actin cytoskeleton
Molecular function (GO): ATP binding; actin filament binding; microfilament motor activity
Source: RefSeq, a predicted model, not a curated record